GCCAAAACCCAAUAGACAGGGAGUGCUCCACGUCCCUGUCUCUACCAACAAAGUCACUCGCAUCCCCAAUUCCCUCUCAGCUCACAACCUCUCCUCCAUCCUCGCAUCCAUAUCAACACCAGCAAAGGAAGCUUCCCAUCUUCCCACCUGCACUCUGCACUCUGCAGAUUACUCAUGCCCUGAAUCCUGUGACGGUUCAUAAAGAUUCCAUUUUUAUCGAUCAACCUUGUUUCAGUUGAAAGGCGUGAUAUUCGGUGCUACUUCGGUUUAAAAUUGGAUCAUACGCCUUUCAGCAGCAUGAUCCAGGACAUGAAGGGUGAGAUCGGCGCCAUCUCCCGGCGCGGCCUGUGGUGCCGGUCGCACAGGCCGGGGCGCGUCCGGCGAGUGGCGGCGAUGGGGCUGGACGAGGCGGCGCUGCGGCAGAGCUGCUGGGCGCAGCUCCCGCUGGAGCUCCUGCGGGAGGUUCUAGCGAGGGUCGAGGAGGCAGAGGCGCGGUGGCCGGGCCGCCGGGACGUGGUGGCGUGCGCCGGAGUCUGCCGGAGCUGGAGGGGCGUCGUGAAGGAGAUCGUGCUCACCCCCGAGGCGUCAGGGAAGCUCACCUUCCCCAUCUCUCUCAAGCAGCCUGGCCCAAGGGAUGCCCCUCUUAAAUGUUUCAUUAGGAGGAACCGGACUACUCGGUCAUAUUAUCUCUGCAUUGGACUCACUGAUGGUAUGGGUUUUUUUUCCCAAGCAGGCCUCUUGGGCAUGUACAGUGUGAAUGUAUUCAUUGUUGAUGGAAUUUGUUUUUCUGCAGCAUUAGCUGAUGAUGGGAAAUUCCUACUUGCUGCACGCAAAUAUCGUAGGCCCACAUGCUCUGAAUACCUAAUUUCUCUUGAUGUGAGCGAUAUGUCAAGGGGGAAUGGUACCUAUAUUGGCAAGCUAAGAUCAAACUUCUUGGGAACAAAAUUUACUGCCUAUGAUGCUCAUCCACCUUGUGCUGGAGAUGUGAUUUCAAAGGGUUCGUCUGCACACAUGAUCAGUUCAGCUCAAGUUUCUCCCAGGGUGCCUGCUCGGAAUUAUCCAGUUUCGCACAUUUCUUACGAUUUGAAUGUCUUAGGUUCUAGAGGGCCAAGAAAGAUGCAGUGUGUUAUGGAUUCUAUCCCUGUAUCAGCAAUCGAAGAAGGAGGGACUGCUCCCACGCAGACUGAAUUUCCAUCUAGUGACAACUCUUUUGCAUCAGUUCCAUUCUUCAGAUCCAAAUCCGGUCGAUUGGGUAGUUCAGCUGCUCAAUUAGCCACUCAGAAUGAAGAUAAGAUGGUGCUGAAGAACAAGUCUCCCAGGUGGCAUGAACAACUUCAGUGCUGGUGCCUCAAUUUCCAUGGGCGGGUAACAGUUGCAUCAGUAAAAAACUUUCAGUUGGUGGCUUCAGAUGAUAGUGAUCCAACUAACCAGGAGCAUGAUGACGUGAUACUCCAGUUUGGCAAGAUAGGGAAGGACUUAUUCACCAUGGACUACCGUUAUCCGAUAUCAGCAUUUCAGGCAUUUACCAUCUGCCUGAGCAGCUUUGAUACCAAAAUAGCUUGCGAAUGAGUCAAGGCACUGCAUGAUCGGAGCAUAUAGUUAGAAAGACAGCAAGACUACUCCGUGCUGCGGUUUAAGAGAGUUCAGUUAUCAUAGAGCUUGAUACUUCUGUUUAAUAAUGUCAUGGUGUAAAUAACAAUCUAUCUGAUCUUGGUUUGAUUUUCUCCCCAAAGAAAGACAAAUUCUUUAUGACUGUUGGUAGAUCAGCAAUUUACAGUGUUCUCAAGUAUUAUUAAUAUCAAAGUUCAUAUAAUUAUUGUU
Phragmites australis (common reed) is the source of this 1821-nucleotide messenger RNA. Its product is annotated as tubby-like F-box protein 11. The record is from RefSeq and is a predicted model, not a curated record. NCBI's taxonomy places the organism in Eukaryota, Viridiplantae, Streptophyta, Magnoliopsida, Poales, Poaceae. The coding region runs from base 298 to 1569 and encodes 423 amino acids. Gene Ontology annotation, molecular function: protein binding. The transcript has 5 exons.